UUUUGUGCCAUAUUAAUAUUUUCUUAUUAGACAAAAGCUAAAAUCUCCUUUUGUCUUGUCUCUCCCUUCUAUGGCAACAAGAGUUCUCUCAUCGCCGAACUUCCUCAAGAACCUCCGCUCCUUCAUCAGGCCUUUCAACUCCGCCUCCUCCUCCGCCGUUUCUCCCCUCAAUUUCGACGAAAAACCUGAACUUUCCGCCGUCGAGAAAUUCCACCCAACAACAACAACAACAACAACCCCACUUGACUUUGAUGAUCACCAAAAGCUUUUCACUUCAGUUUCGUCAUUGAAGCUUUUACGUUCGUCGGUCAACCUCGGGUUGGCUUCCAACGAGACGUUUGUCGAUUUCGGGAUGUGGGUUAUGAAUUCCCGCCUCAUCGAAACGCCUUUGGUACGCGAUGUCAUAUUGAAAACUGUAAAACAUACGUUCUUCGAACAUUUCUGCGCCGGUGAAACCCCGGCGGAGGCCUCCGAGUGUUUGAGGAAAAUCCAGGAGGCCGGUUUGCGAGGUAUGCUCGUUUAUGCCGUGGAACACACCAGCGGCAACGCCGGUUGUGAUCAGAAUUUGGAGGGUUUUUUGCAGAGUGUUGAAUUCGCAAAGUCGCUUCCACCUUCAUCUGUAAGCUCGGUGGUGGCAAAGAUAACUGCAAUAUGCCCCCUUGGGCUGCUAAGGAGAAUUAGUGACCUAUUGAGGUGGCAAUACAAAGACCCUUCAUUUACCCUCCCAUGGAAACUCAACACUUUGCCAAUUUUCACAGACUCGAGUGCUUUAUAUCACACACUCCAAAAACCCCACCCAUUAACCCCUCAAGAAGAAUCGGAUCUUGAAUUGGCUCACCAAAGACUCCUAAAACUCUGCCAAAAAUGUGCACAAUACAGUGUCCCUUUAAUCAUCGAUGCCGAGGACACAUCCAUCCAACCCGCCAUCGAUUACUUCACCUACUCAUCGGCAAUCGUCUACAACAAACACGACCCUAUUGUUUAUGGCACCAUCCAAGCUUACUUGAAAGACGCGAGAGAGCGGCUGUUUAACGCCGCCAAAACGGCUGAGAGUCUCGGGAUUCCGAUGGGGUUUAAGUUGGUGAGAGGCGCUUAUAUGUCGAGCGAAACCAAGUUGGCUUCUUCGUUUGGGUUCGAUUCCCCGGUCCACAACGGCAUCCAACAAACCCAUGCUUGCUUCAAUGACUGUGCUUCGUUUAUGCUCGAGAAAAUUGCGGAUGGAUAUGGCGGACUCGUUCUCGCAACUCAUAAUCUUGAGUCAGGGCAAUUGGCAGCAUCAAAAGCACGAGACCUUGGGAUUGAAAAGGGGAAUCGAAAGCUUGAAUUUGCACAGUUAUAUGGAAUGUCGGAAGCGUUGUCGUUUGGUUUGAGAAACGCAGGGUUUCAAGUAAGCAAAUAUUUACCAUAUGGACCAGUUGAUAUGGUAUUGCCAUACCUUUUAAGGAGAGCCGAAGAGAAUAGAGGACUAUUAACCACUUCAAGCCUCGAUAGAUUACUCAUGGGGAAGGAGUUGAAGAGAAGAUUAAAGAGCCUGCAAUUUGUCAAGUCAGGGAUGAUGGCUUCUGCAGGUAGCAUGAAGAUAGAAAUAGGGACCCCGUGAUAAUGGUUAUGUUUGGGGAUGGGUGAUUUGAGAUUGCACAAUUCUUGCCAAUAAAUGUAGAAA
Molecule: messenger RNA, 1663 nt
Organism: Hibiscus syriacus
Lineage: Eukaryota; Viridiplantae; Streptophyta; Magnoliopsida; Malvales; Malvaceae
Product: proline dehydrogenase 2, mitochondrial-like
Exons: 4
Coding region: 71-1600 (509 amino acids)
Cellular component (GO): mitochondrion
Molecular function (GO): FAD binding; proline dehydrogenase activity
Source: RefSeq, a predicted model, not a curated record